Mya arenaria is the source of this 2285-nucleotide messenger RNA. Its product is annotated as 1-deoxyxylulose-5-phosphate synthase YajO-like. Lineage: Eukaryota; Metazoa; Mollusca; Bivalvia; Myida; Myidae. The transcript is spliced from 8 exons. Gene Ontology annotation, molecular function: oxidoreductase activity. The record is from RefSeq and is a predicted model, not a curated record. The coding region runs from base 42 to 1052 and encodes 336 amino acids.
AGCAAAUUUUAACCCAAAGAAAAACUUCAAACAUUGAAAAGAUGGACUACAUCACACUCCCACGAACUGACUUGAAAGUCUCUAGAAUUUGUCUAGGAUGCUGGCAGAUGAAUGACAACUCUGCGAAUGUCAACUGGGAUGCUCAAUCAUAUGAGACUUCAAAGGCUUGUGUAGACAAAUGCCUGGAGCUGGGUAUCAACUUCUUUGACACAGCAGAGGGUUAUGCUGGUUCGGAACAAGUACUAGGCAAGUGUUUGCAGGGCCGUAGACAGGAAGCUGUAAUUGCCUCCAAGUUUGGGUUCCGUGAAGGCCCGAAUACCCCGCCCUAUACAGCAGUACAGAUAGAUGAGGCUGUCACGCGGAGUCUUGAGAAACUCCAGACCACUUACAUUGAUCUGCUUCAGGCCCAUUUCCCGAGUUUCAUCCAGAACACGGAGGAAGCUAUCACAGAGCUAAAACGGCAGGUUGCUCUUGGAAGGAUAAAAAGUUACGGAGUAUGCAACUUUGGACCGAAAAAUCUCAAGUCUUUGCUCGGACUUGGUGUGGUUCCAACAGUCAACCAGAUUGGAUACAAUCUACUUUGGCGAUCACCUGAAAGGGAGGUAAUUCCAAUCUGCAAGGAGAAAGACAUUGCUGUUCUGGCUUACUCCCCCUUACAGCAAGGUCUGCUCAGUGGUAACUACAUGACUGUGGAUGAUGUGCCUGUUGGCAGGAGGAGAGGAAAAUUAUUUGCCCCUGAAAGCGCUGAAAAGAGCAGACAUGGAACUCCAGGGUGUGAGAAGGAAAUGUUUGAGUCUCUACGCAAGAUGAAGGAUCUAUGUGCCAAAACAGAGGUCCCAAUGGCUAAGGCUGCCAUCUCCUGGGUACUGCAGCAGGAAGUAAAGCCAGUCGUCAUUGUAGGCUGCAGAACACCUGAACAGGUCGUAGACAACUAUAAUGUUGUCAAAAUAUCAGACGAGCUGGUUAAACAGCUGUCAGAUGCGACCGACCCUGUGAAGGAGAAAAUUGGAACAGCCAUGGACCAGUGGGUACACCCAGACCGAUGUGAAUAAAACGUGUCAUGAGACACUCCUAGUCUACCCCUGGAGUGGAAGGAUGGGCACCAGGUUGUCAGUUGCUAAAUCUCAUGGGAUCAAUCUCUAAGGAUCUAGAUGCAAUAGAUUUUGUGAUUGACAUUUAGAUACCUGGCCUGCACCUUGCCUUUUGCUUAUGUCCCCUCCCCCGAAUAACCUUCCUCCCCAACCCCAUUCCCUUUUAAUUUGUAACCGUCGUUUAGUGUCAAAGGAAAGCCUAGAGGGUUAGACAUAGCUCAGGAUAAUCUUGAUUGUAUCUAUAAUCUAUCUAUAAUAUAACAAAUUAUUACACUCUGUUGGGUUGUCAAACAGAUUAUUAAAUGUUAUAGGUACAUCCAUUUUUAGCAGGUUUGCUCAUAUGGUAGCAUUUUUCCAACAAAAUUAAGAAUUUACUUUACUGAAUCAGAAUUUAAGCUAUUAACACUUAAGUCUUGAAAACAAGCUCUGUUCUUUUCAGAUCAGGCUUACAUUUUAAGCCAGUUUAGCAGUAUACCAUACAAAGUCCCUCCCUUUAAUGUUUAGGUUCAAGUUAGGUUGUAUGCUUAGAACUACAUGUAACUGAUAGUAUUGGCAACAAUGUUUGAGGUUUACUGAAAUCCUAUUAAAAUUAACAUUUUAUUUGUUAUAUGUCAUUUUUGUUAAUAUUACCAGUUACUGAUUUUUACAAUUUUAGUGUAUAAUUUUUUACUUCUAGCCAUGAUAAAUCACGUCUUGAAUGACUUUGUUCAUUAAGCUUUCAAUACAGGGACCAUAUUGUAUGUUUAAUGCAGUAUCGUAGGCAUUGUGCCAAACUGCUGUCAAUGUUCACUUCAUUAUUUUAUAAAACCACAAACUUUGCAAAAUAUAAAUCCAAUUCAGAUGUAAUGAUAUGACUGUUUUCAUCUUUUUUAACUAACAGAGAAAGGGAAAUAUUGAAACAAGGCAAACUUUCAUUUUUCAAGAUUUCAGUUAACAUAUUAGGCAUUUUAUAUUUAUUUUUGAUUACUUUGAAGACGCUAUUGAUAAAUAGGUGUUGUUUUAGAUCCCCCAUCUGUUGGUGGUUGUAUUGUGGAUUUUAUGAUGGAUUUCCAUUGUUGUUUAAUAAUUAAAACUUACAUGUAAUUGAUUUUUUCAUGAUUUACCGUAAUUAUUGCUGUUCUGUGAACAAUAUAGUUAUGUUUAGUGAUUGUCAAAUUAUUCAAUAAAAAUAUUGCUAAUAAAUAUUAUAAUUAU